AUGGUGGUACCAGACUCAUCACAACCACCACACCCAGAGUCCUAUGUUACUCGGUUGCGAGAGUAUUUCUCCAAUCUUCCAUCUAUGGGCCCCAGACAACAGUCACCUCCCUUUAGGGUGCCAGCAGACAUUGAGUCUUGGUCUCAUGUGUUUAUUAGGGAUGAUUCUGUCAAAGGGCCCCUUGUUUCUCCUUACAAAGGACCCUAUCGUGUGCUUUCUCGCACUCCAAAGUUUUUCAAGGUCGACGCUAAUGGUCGUACAGAAAUUGUGUCUGUCGACCGUUUGAAAAAAGCGUACCUUGACAAACCUUCAACUCCCGUGUUUCAAAUGCCGCACACACCACUAUCACCACACACAUUGUCAACGCCUUUACCAAUGCAUACACCAACAUCAGCACCAUCACAAUAG
Octopus bimaculoides (California two-spot octopus) is the source of this 408-nucleotide messenger RNA. RefSeq lists its product as uncharacterized. The record is from RefSeq and is a predicted model, not a curated record. NCBI's taxonomy places the organism in Eukaryota, Metazoa, Mollusca, Cephalopoda, Octopoda, Octopodidae.